Messenger RNA from Racocetra fulgida, 321 nucleotides. Lineage: Eukaryota; Fungi; Glomeromycota; Glomeromycetes; Diversisporales; Gigasporaceae. The record is from the annotation of a GenBank genome assembly.
AUGCCUCCAAAGCGGAAUCAAAGAUAUCAACAUAAUAAGCGAUUUCAAAGAAAAUCCAACCCUGCUUUCCACCUUCGACAUCAGGACAAUCGAUUUAAUUAUUCUUCACGUCAAGAUAACUUUGAUGAACAAUUCCCAGAAACUAUCUCUGAUGAUAUCUAUGGAACAAACAUUGCACCAACAUUUCAUCAGAUGGAUCAAAAUACAUCAAGAUCGUUGAAGAAUUUUGAAAUACGAGGCAACGCCUAUAAUUUCUCGUUAAAUAAUAUUAAUCAUUCAAUGAACAACAUUCAACCCAAUUCAAUAAUUUCUUCUACUUAA